AUGUUUAACCCCAGUGAAGCCGAUAUUGCAAAAGUCUCCGUGAUUUGCAAUGUUUUAUGGGUCUUCUCCACUCUACUAUUUUUAUUCACCCUCUACAUUAUCAACUACCAUUUCAAGGCUACAAAACUCUUCAAAUUGUUGCAGUUGAACUUAUUGAUCGUUGGUGAAGUGGCGGACACGUGGGUGUUGAUAGCAAAACCGAUUCUCGUCGUCCCCGCCUAUGUAUGGAAAAUUACGGCAAUUCAGACGACGCUCGUGGAGGAACUAGUGCUGUUUGUCUUCUACCUGGUGCUAGUUCAAUAUAUCGCCCUCUCCUUCGCCUUCACCGGCCUCUCCAAGCGAAAAGCGUUGGAUAUGAAGGAAUCGAGCAAUUUUUAUCUAUUCGCUCGGAUUUACAUUAUUGGGCAAAUGUUUUUAUCUGUUUUUACACUAUCGUUCAUUGCCUACGACUGGUACCGCGUUGGGAAUGUGUUCAAGAAUCCGGAGCUUUGCCGCCGUAACCCCCAAUUCUGCAACGACUCCCGCGCGACAAUGUUCAUCAACACUGGCAACACAAACACGGUGACGACCAUUUCGACCGUCACCGAGUUCUUGCUCUCUGACCAUGAAUGGCAUUUUCGUAAUGAUGCCGACAGUAGUGAUGCAAUUGUCGGUCUCUUCGCGUACUUCAACUUUUUCCAUUCAAUCGGGAAUUGCCUGACAGUGAUUGUCGCUUCGAGAUCGGUGAUGAUCAAGGCCAAGCAGUUGUUCACCGGAAUUCUGGUGAUGCAGCGUUCUCCCCAAUCCUCCACUACAGUAUCCAGCCCACGAAUUAUGCCGCGCAGCGGGGGUCAACAAUUCCAGAAAAGUUUC
This is a messenger RNA of Mesorhabditis spiculigera, 852 nucleotides long. NCBI's taxonomy places the organism in Eukaryota, Metazoa, Nematoda, Chromadorea, Rhabditida, Rhabditidae. The record is from the annotation of a GenBank genome assembly.